This is a messenger RNA of Lemur catta (Ring-tailed lemur), 925 nucleotides long. RefSeq names its product transmembrane and immunoglobulin domain containing 2 (gene TMIGD2). NCBI's taxonomy places the organism in Eukaryota, Metazoa, Chordata, Mammalia, Primates, Lemuridae. Gene Ontology annotation, biological process: B cell differentiation; B cell receptor signaling pathway. The record is from RefSeq and is a predicted model, not a curated record. Gene Ontology annotation, cellular component: B cell receptor complex; external side of plasma membrane. The transcript has 4 exons. The coding region runs from base 33 to 809 and encodes 258 amino acids.
UCAGCUGGGACAGGGGGCCUGGUGGGCCAGGGAUGGGGUCCCUGGGCACAGCACUGCUCCUGCUACUGCAGCUCUGGGCCCUACAAGGAGCCACAAGCCUGCACGUGCACCAGGAGCCCAAGUUGCUGCGGGUUCAGCAGGGCACUCAGGUGACCCUGGCCUGCCAAGUGACACAGGCCCAGGCCUGGGAACAACUCAGGGUCGGAUGGACAAAGGACGGUGACAUCUUGUGUCAGCCAUACAUCACCAAUGACAGCCUAAGCCUGGGGGUCUGCGGGCCCCGGGGCCACCUCUCCUGGUGGGCACCUGGGGUUCUCACCCUGUGGCUGGACCAUGUGACCCUCAAUGACAGCGGGGACUAUGUGUGCUGGGCGGUCAUAGAGAUUCCUGAGUUGGACCAGGCCGAUGGCAACGGGACACAGCUUCUAGUGGAUGCAGAUUUCUUCUCUGCAGACCCCACGCUGAACGCGAACCUGACCUCCAGCUUCCCAGGAAAUCCACUGUACAGCAACGUCCUGUUCCGGCCUCGGGGCUCCCCAAAGAAGAAUGAGGCCGGGCCUGGAGAGGGGAAGGUGCAGGCCACCCCCGGGAAGGACCAGAAAGGCCAGAGCAUCUAUUCAACCUCUUUUCCCCAGCCUGUCCCCCACUACCCGAAUCAGACCCCUAAACCUUGCCCCAGCCCGGAGCCCAGUCACUAUGUCCCCAUGGCCAGGGUCUCUCCCGGCCCAAGCCCCGCUGGGCAGCCAAGGCCGAGAGGGCUCCCUGAAGUGGGGCACUCAAAGAGGACCCCACCACCGGUGGCUACGUGAGGGUAUGACUGCUUCCAGGGGGUACAGCAGCCCUGUCCUGAGACCCCUGUCCUCAUUUCUAUGAUGAUAGAUCCCCCUUCCCUGAACACUCAAUAAAGACCCAUGAAUAAAGCAAA